Messenger RNA from Ambispora gerdemannii, 1713 nucleotides. NCBI's taxonomy places the organism in Eukaryota, Fungi, Glomeromycota, Glomeromycetes, Archaeosporales, Ambisporaceae. The record is from the annotation of a GenBank genome assembly.
AUGUCGAAUUCUAAGCUCGCUAACAAAACCCCAGAAAAGAUAUCUACCGAUCCCUGGUCGUAUCAUGUCGAGAUUAGUACAGAAAGUUCGAAGAUUCAUUCAUACUUUAGUGCCGUACAGUCAAGGUUUUGGACCUUCGAACAUUAUAUUAAUUGGAUAUGUAAGAAUGCUGAACCUCCUAUUUGGACCACAUGCGUAGAACAAUUCUACGAGUCUUUACGUAUGCUAAAUAAAAUCAAAGUGGUACCUCUUAGCGUUCGAGCAUAUGUGAAAAGUCUUGUGGAAAUUAUGAAUGAAAUGGAAACCCAAGAUACGAUGAAAGUCCUUGAGAAGACAUAUAUAGCACUAAUAAAGGAACGACAGGGUAAAAUGCUUAGCAAGACCUUGUUACAUGCACAAACGGAUAAGGCUACUUAUGCUGAUGCCACGGGUGUUGUUGGUUCCAAAAGACAAGCAAACCUAAAAGAAGUUUCCCAUGAGCAGAAAAAGAGAAGAACGGACGCACAAGACACUGACAAUAUUACAGAUGCUACAGAUGUGGAUGAGGACUCAUGUAACGAUUUAAGCAAGCUCGACUUUAUGAAAUUUGAUGAAUCUUAUUUAGCCAUGGAUCCCGAAAAGAUGUGGAAGCUAAAAAGUGGACGCAAAGUUGAAGAAAUAAUUCAUCAGUUUGCAAAAAAGUUACAUAAAGAAUCAUGUCUACAUUCUUUCAUUAUCAAUGACACCGACAAGAACGCUGAAUCAUUAUUUUCAAAGGAAGAAUGGAAGGAAAUUUUCUUUACAAGUGUUAAAAAGAAGCCAAAAGUUGAAGUUCCACUGCGUGAGUUAAUUAGCAAAUACACACUCGAUAAUAUCAGCGAUUUGCGAAAAACUGUUUUCCAACCAUUCAUACCGGAUGGAUUUGAAUUCAAUAGAAAUUUGCAUUAUAAUCUUGACUAUAUAAACUACGCAUAUCGGGGAAUGCUACUUCUAUGGGAAAUGGAGGAUAGCUUUACUUCGGAUCCAUCAAAACUGGAAGGUUGGUUCCAGCAUAACGUAUGGAGCCGUUUAAUUGACCCAGCUUUCCAUGAUAUGAAGGUUGAGUUAAUUCGGGGUGAAGGCAUGAGCCUCGCCUCAAGUGAUAGGAAGAAUGAGGGUAGAACAAUCUCAGGUCGUAAAAAAAUUGGGAAGAAAGGGGACGGAAUUUUUAGAAUCACGAAAGAUCGCAUGGAAUUUGGAGCUAUUGAAACAGGUCGCAAGUGGGAAGGAUUGAAAGGAACUAAAUAUUUGAAAGAUAGUCUGAAAUUAAAUAAAAUGUUAAAAGAUAUGCUUACACAACUUGUUGCUGAGUGUGAUAGGAAAGAUGACAUCAUCAGGCAAUUGCAAGUUAUCGGUAUGUUAAAUGGAGGUAAUCGAUUACAAAUCAUUACAAUGGAUACUCCCAAAGGAUACAUUUGCCGUGUCGAACGUGGAAAAAUUUAUGAAGUUAAUGGUCGGUUAAGCAUGUCACAGCCACUUGCUUUUGUUGUGAAAGAAAUUUUACGUACAAAAGCAAUAUUUAUGCAGACGUUAGACUUGAUUAAUAAUAAUAAAUUAAGCAAUUUAUUCAACGAUGACACUGAUGAUGACGACGUUGAGGAUAAUUCCAGAAGCUCCACACCUCCUCCAUUUGCCUUGCCUAAAACGUUCCCUACACCACACACGUCAAGAGUGGAAAAUAAACUAAAAAUUUAA